AUUUUUUUUCCUAUUUUUUUUGAAAAUAUUCAUGUAAAAUCAUUGGGUGGUUUUAAAUCACAUGAUGUAGUGACUUUUUUCUGAAAUUUUUUGUUCGGGAGAAAAUAGUUAUAACUGCUAUGAGAGAAAUAAAAAUAUUUAUAUUCCAUCAUUAUUGGAAAAAGAAUCAGCACAGCAAGCCUUUGUUCUAACAGGGAAAUUAAAUUGAUAUAGUUUUAAACAGAUAAGUGACAGCUAUCUGUGGCUGAUUUCCGUAUUUACGAGCUGUAUGAGCUAUACAAUAUUCUUCAUUGGAUAUAGGACUACUUAAAUCUAUAGGGUGUCUAAUUAAGGUUAUUUCAAGUAACUUCAAGAUUUUGAAUGGAAGUUGUCGUGUAUUAAAACAUCUGCGGGAAUCGUCAAUUGAACAGAAUUAUCUCCAUGGGAUUAAGGAAUUGUUACGUCACAGCCUAAUUAAGCAUUGGAGAUUGGUGGAUUUCAUACAGCUAUCUAUUAGAACGGAUAUAAGCCUCCUCAAAGUCUGUCAUGCUUUCACAGUAUCCGUACAUGAGAAAUUGUCUUCAUUGAAAGCAGAAUCAAUUAAUAACUCACCAUUUAAGAUAAUAAUAGAAGAAUUGACUAAUUUAUAACAUGUGUCAUUAUGUCAUUUAACAUCAUUGACAGAGAUAUGACCAAUGUUACCAACACCAGCUUACGUAAUAUUACUGAACUACCGAACAACGGAAGUCUGUUGUUAAUUGGAAUAUCUAAUGAGUAUGAACUAGUGUCCGAUGACAUGCCUUCAGCACACGAAUUAGAAAUAGUUUUAACCACCUGGGUGCCUCCUAUCCUUAUUGUUCUGGGAUCUAUUGGUAAUAUAUUGACUUUACUUAUAAUGAGGAGGCCUCCGUUUUGUCAUUACGCAAUAAGUUUUUACAUUACUGCCUAUGCUGUUUCAAGUCUGUUGGCAAUCUAUCUGUUUUUAGGCUCAGAAUGGAUAGCUUUUUUGGCCCAUGCUAAGACUAUAGACGACCAAACAGACUGGUUGUGCCGCUUGUGGCAGUUUAUCAGCCGAGCUAUUACAUAUUCAAGCAUAUGGUUCGUAGUUGCCAUGACAAUUGAUCGCUAUAUCAUUAUCUGGCAGGCCAAACAUGUAUCGAGCAUGUGUACACUGUUCAUGGCCAAGUUUGUGGCAGUGAUUAUAAUGGUUGGUCUGGUGGUAAUAAGCAUUCAUGCCAUGUGGCUUCACGAACUGAUGAUGGGUAAAUGUUACUUCUUUCACAAUGAAGAUCUACAUGCUAUUAUAUGGCCUUGGGUAUCAGCUAGUUUCUACUCGUACAUCCCAUUAACACUUAUAUUUAUAUUUGAUGUGUCAAUCUUGACGGGACUGUGCCUAAAACGUCCCACAAAAGGACGACAUCAUGAACAGUUACCAAUGGUACUGACGUACACAACCCUGGGAUUAUCAAUGAUGUAUUUUGUGUUUGUUAUUCCUCCUACCGUGAUAAACGUUGUCGUCAGAACAUAUCCUCCAUCUUGGUUAGAAGAUUUCAAAUUCAUGACACAAUUGAAGAAAGCUAGUAUAAUUAGCCAUUAUAUGGCUUGGGUAAAUACAGUUACUGUCUUUUAUGUCUGCCUUUUCUUUUCAAGAACAUUUCGUCUGGAGUUGGUAGCUUUUCAUCGUGAUUUAAUGGAGAAAUUUCGCUCAUACUGGUGUAUACAACAAAGGAGAAGGAUAUAUGAACUCCAUGUUGGAUCAAAUAGCAGUGCCGCUACCCAAGUUGAAACUGUUGAUAUGUGCACAGAAACCACACCUCUAUAAAUUAUAUCUUUAUAUAUAU
This is a messenger RNA of Mytilus trossulus (common blue mussel), 1820 nucleotides long. Its product is annotated as C-C chemokine receptor type 3-like. Lineage: Eukaryota; Metazoa; Mollusca; Bivalvia; Mytilida; Mytilidae. Gene Ontology annotation, molecular function: G protein-coupled receptor activity. Gene Ontology annotation, biological process: G protein-coupled receptor signaling pathway. Bases 641 to 1801 code for a protein of 386 amino acids. The record is from RefSeq and is a predicted model, not a curated record. The transcript has 2 exons. Gene Ontology annotation, cellular component: plasma membrane.